AUGCCUUCAAGACUACUCUCUCAAGACUUUGGAGCCCACUCCCUCAAUCACCCUCAUAAGUACUUGGAUUUGAACUCCAUGAAGGAAUUGCCCGACUCCCAUGAAUGGAUGUUGGCCUGCGACGAACAGCCCUCCAUCGAGGGGCCUAAUGUUGAAUCCGUCCCUAUUAUCGAUCUAAAUAACAAGAAUGCCAUGGAACUUAUAGGUCAUGCAUGCAAAACAUGGGGGGUUUUCCAAUUGGUUAACCAUAAUAUUUGGAAGAGCUUGCUUGAAGAUGUUGAGUUAGCAGGUAAGAGGCUCUUUUCUCUCCCCACACAGCAAAAACUUAAGGCGGCGCGUUCUCCAGAUGGAGCCGGCGGCUAUGGCUUGGCCCGUAUUUCUUCCUUCUUCCCAAAGCUCAUGUGGUCUGAAGGGUUCACUGUUAUUGGUUCACCAUUAGAGCAUGCCCGUCAACUUUGGCCCCAAGACUACCAAAACUUCUGUGACACCAUUGAAGCUUAUCAAAACCAGAUGAAAAAGCUAUCUGGAAAACUGUUGGGGCUCAUGCUUGGAUCAUUAGGAAUAACCAAAGAAGAUGUAAAAUGGGCGGAUCAGAGAGAAUUUGAAGGGGCAUGUGCAGCUCUACAAUUAAACUAUUAUCCGGCCUGUCCAGACCCGGACCGGGCUAUGGGUCUUGCACCACAUACUGAUUCCACAAUACUCACCAUUCUCCACCAGAGCAACAUAAGUGGUCUACAAGUGCUCCGGGAGGGCUGUGGGUGGGUCACUGUGCCUCCGCAUCCAGGAGCAUUAGUGAUUCAUGUGGGCGACCUUCUUCAUAUAUUAUCCAAUGGGCUGUACACAAAUGUUCGCCACCGGGCCGUGGUGAACCGGACCCAACAUCGUUUGUCACUAGCAUACCUUUAUGGGCCACCCUCAAGUGUCAAAAUCUCCCCACUUCCAAAAUUGGUAGACCAGUUUCACCCUCCACUCUAUCGACCAAUAACUUGGAGUGAGUAUCUUGGCACUAAAGCUAAGCAUUUUGAUAACGCACUCACAUCAGUACGGCUUUGUGCUCUUCGAAAUGGGUUUAUCGACACAAACGAUCAAAACAGUGUUAAAGUUGGUUAG
This is a messenger RNA of Fraxinus pennsylvanica, 1110 nucleotides long. The record is from the annotation of a GenBank genome assembly. NCBI's taxonomy places the organism in Eukaryota, Viridiplantae, Streptophyta, Magnoliopsida, Lamiales, Oleaceae.